Oryzias latipes (Japanese medaka) is the source of this 5306-nucleotide messenger RNA. RefSeq names its product vitellogenin 2 (gene vtg2). Lineage: Eukaryota; Metazoa; Chordata; Actinopteri; Beloniformes; Adrianichthyidae. Gene Ontology annotation, biological process: cellular response to estrogen stimulus; lipid transport; response to estradiol. The record is from RefSeq and is marked provisional. Gene Ontology annotation, molecular function: lipid carrier activity.
ACAGCUCAUCAUGAGGGGGCUGAUUCUUGCUCUUUCUCUGGCCCUUGUGGCUGCCAACCAACUGAGCUUCACCCCAGAAUUCAGCCCUGGGAAAACCUAUGAGUACAAAUAUGAAGCACAUCUUCUGGGUGGCCUUCCCGAGGAGGGUCUGGCAAGAGCUGGAGUGAAAAUUGAGAGCAGAGUUUGGAUCAGCCCAAUAGCACCUGACACAUUCAUCAUGAAAUUGGUGGAGCCUGCACUGUACGAGUACAGUGGCAUCUGGCCCAGAGAGACUUUCCGUCCGGCCAGCAAGCUCACCACAGCUCUGGCUGCUCAGCUGCUGACACCCAUUAAGUUUGAAUAUACCAACGGUGUGGUGGGUAAAGUAUUUGCCCCCCCUGGCAUCUCUACAAGUGUUCUAAACAUCUACAGAGGACUCCUCAACAUCCUUCAGCUGAACAUAAAGAAAACUCAGAACGUGUAUGAGCUACAAGAGCCUGGAACUCAGGGUGUGUGCAAGACUCAUUACGUUAUCAGCGAGGAUUCAAAGGCUGACAGGAUCCACUUGUCCAAGACCAAAGACCUGAACCACUGUCAGGAGAGAAUCUACAAAGAUGUUGGAUUGGCAGGUUACACUGAAAGUUGUACUGAAUGCGAGGCUAGUGGAAAGACAAUGAAAGGAGCAGCAGCCAUCAACUAUGUCAUGAAGCCCUCAACUACUGGUUCCCUACUCUUAGAGGCAACAGCUACAGAGCUCAUCCAGUACUCACCAAUCAACAUCCUGAACGGCGCUGCCCAGAUGGAAGCCAAGCAAACCCUCACCUUCCUGGAAAUCAAAAAGAUUCCAGUGGAACCCAUCAGUGCUGACUAUUUGCCUCGUGGAUCACUGAAAUACGAGUUUGGCAGCGAGCUCCUCCAAACGCCAGUUGAGCUCCUGAGGAUCAGCAAUGCUGAGGCUCAGAUUGUUGAGACUUUGAAUAAGCUGGUAACCCUCAAUAUGGGAAAGGCCCAUGAAGAUUCCCCUCUGAAGUUUAUUGAGCUCAUCCAGUUGCUGCGUGUGGCCAGAUAUGAAAGCAUUGAAGCCCUCUGGGAUCAGUACAAAGCUAGAAGUGAUUACAGGACCUGGUUGUUGAGCUCCAUCCCUGCCAUUGGCAAUCAUGUUGCUCUGAAAUUUAUCAAGGAGAAAAUCAUUUCUGGUGAUCUGACCUCAUUUGAAGCUGCUGAGGCUCUUUUAUCAUCUCUGCAUUUGGUGGCUGCUGACCUGGAGAGUCUUAAACUUGUAGAAGGCCUGGCAAUGACCCCCAAGGUUAAAGAAAACCCAGUUUUGCGUGAGAUAUCCAUGCUUGGCUUUGGCAGCAUGGUUUACAAAUACUGUACUGAAUUCCCCUCUUGCCCCGUUGAGCUUGUGAAGCCCAUCCACGAACUUAUCAUCCGUGCUCUUGAAAGACGCGACUACGAUGAGCUCAUCAGUGCUGUUAAAGUCCUGGGCAAUGCAGGACAUCCUGGUAGCCUGAAGCCACUUAUGAAGCUUCUGCCUGGCUUUGGCAGCAGUGCCAACAAUCUUCCCCACAGAGUUCACGUUGAAGCCAUUCUGGCCCUGAGGAGAAUUGCAAAGAGGGAGCCCAAGAUGAUCCAGGACAUGGCAGUUCAGCUGUUCAUGAACAAGGAACUUCACUCAGAGCUUCGCAUGGUUUCUGCCAUUGUGCUCUUUGAGACUAAGCUGCCCAUUGGCCUGGUGACCACUCUUGCACAGAGCCUUUUGAAAGAAUCAAACCUGCAGAUUGCCAGUUUUAUUUACUCUUACAUGAAGGCCAUUACCAAAACCACUUCACCUGACUACUCCUCUGUUGCUGCUGCCUGCAAUGUUGCAGUAAGGCUCCUGAGCCCCAAGUUUGAGAGAUUGAGCUAUCGCUUCAGCAGAGCAUUCCAUUACGAUGCCUAUUACAGUCCUUGGAUGGUGGGUGCUGCUGGGAGUGCUUUCUACAUCAAUGAUGCUGCAACUGUACUGCCAAGAACAGUGAUGGCCAAAGCUCGUACUUAUCUGGCUGGAGCUCUUGUAGAUGUUUUUGAGGUUGGAGUGAGAACUGAGGGCAUCCAGGAGGCUCUUUUGAAAGUUAAUGACAGUCCAGCUACAGACAGAAUAACUAAAAUGAAAGAAGCAAUUAAGGCUCUUUCAGACUGGAAGGCUUAUCCAUCGAGCCAGCCUCUGGCCUCCGCAUAUGUGAAAGUACUGGGACAGGAGAUGGCGUUUGCUAACAUUGACAAACCAAUGGUGGAACAUAUUGUUCAGCUUGCAAAUGCAAUUGAUAUUCGUGCUUAUGGCAAAAAGGCUUUGGACGCUCUGUUAGCUGGUUACACAAAGCAGUACUCCAAACCAAUGCUGGUUGCUGAGGUUCGUCGCAUCAUCCCCACGUCUGUUGGUUUCCCAAUGGAACUCAGCUUGUAUAGCGCUGCUGUGGCUGCUGCAUCAUUGGAAGUGCAAGCUAGUGUGUCCCCACCUCUGCCUGAAAACAUCAACUUUGCUCAUCUUUUGAAGUCUGAUAUCUCUUUUAAGGCUGCAAUUGCUCCAAGCUUUUCCAUGCACACAUAUGCAGUCAUGGGUGUGAACACAGUUUUCCUCCAGGCCUCUUUGGUGUCAAGAGCCAAAAUUCACUCAAUUGCUCCAGCAAAGUUUGCAGCAAGAUUAGACAUGAUUAAGGGUAACUUCAACUUCCAGAUCCUGCCUGUUGAGGGUGUUGAUACCAUUGCAUCUGCACGGCUUGACAUGUACGCCGUUGCAAGAAAUGUUGAAGACCUUGAAGCGGCCAAAGUAACUUCAAUGAUCCCAGCCGUAAAUUUAACACAUUUGUCAAAACAAAACUCAACCUCACUGAGAUCCAGGAUGGCCUCUUCUGUGGAGGACAGUUCGUCCGCUUCAUCAGAAAUCCUGUUUAGCAAAACCCCUAAUCAAGUUGCCAGCAAACUGAAAGUUCCCAAAGCCUUCAUGUGGAAGCUGUGUGCUUUAAGCUACACCUUUGGAAUCAAGGCCUGUGCAGAACUGGAGUCUCGCAAUGCAUCCUUUAUCAGAAACAGCCCAAUCUACACUGUAAUUGGAAACCAUUCCUUUGCUCUUAAGGUUUCCCCAGCUCCAGGCCCAGCCAUUGAAAGGAUUGAAAUCGAGGUUCAAGUUGGAGAUAGAGCAACAGAUAAGAUCAUUAAAGUUAUCAACAUGAGUGAAGAAGAUGAAAUUCUUGAGGAUAAGAAUGUGCUUCUAAAACUCAAGAAGAUCCUGACUCCUGGUCUGAAGAACAGCACAACUUCGUCAAGUUCAAGCAGCUCUAGCUCCAGACGUUCCCGCUCAAGUUUGUCCUCUGCAACCUCAUCUCUGUCUUCCUCAAGAACCUCCUCCAAGACUUCUUCCAGAAGCUCUUCCAAGACUUCUUCCAGAAGCUCUUCCAAGACCUCUUCUAGGACCUCCUCCAAGACUUCCUCCAGCUCCUCCUCCAGUUCUUCCUCUCGCCGCAAGAGCAAGACAAUUGAUCUUGCUGAAGUCCUCAACAGGACAUCAAAGUGGCAGUCAAGCAGCUCCUCCAGCAGCCGAUCAAGCCGCCCUUCAAGGAGCUCAUCUUCUGUUCGGUCAAGCAGCAGUUCUUCCAGCUCCUCCAGCUCCAGCUCUAUGUCCAGACAAGAGCUGUAUGAAAUGAACUUCACCAAGCACCACAUCCAUCAGCAUUCCAUCUCAGCAGAACGUGUCAAGAGCAAAAGCAGUGCUUACAGCUUUGAAUCGAUCUACAAAAAGGUCAGGUACCUCUCCAAUACAGUUGACUCUUUAGUGACCAUUCUGAUCCAUGCUAAACGAGCUGACCACAAGAACCAGGGAUACCAGGCUACCGUAUACUACGACAAGGACAACUCCAGAGUGCAAAUUAUUUUUGCUAACCUGACAGAAAAUGACAACUGGAGAAUCUGCGCCGAUGGUGUAAUGCUGAGCAAACACAAGAUCAUGACCAGGGUCACAUGGGGCAUUGAUUGCAAGCAGUACAACGCUUCAAUCAUCGCUGAAACUGGUCUGGUCGGAAAAGAACCUGCAGCUCGAUUGAAAAUGACCUGGGAAAGACUCCCUGAGGGCUUGAAAAGAUACGCCAAGUGGGCUUCUGAGUAUCUUUCCCGAAUUGCUGUUCGCAAUGGAGUAAGUCAAGCAAAAGUCAAAAACUUCCAAAAACAGAUCCAACUGACAGCUGCUGUCAAUGAGACAAACCUAAAUGUUACACUGAAGACACCUCAGAGUACUCUAUACAAACUUGGAUUGGGUCUUCCAAUUUCUUUACCCCUUGGAGAAACUGCUGCUGAGUUGGAGGCCUAUCCUGAAAGCUGGCCUGGCAAACUGUCCUACAUGCUCACCAAAGCCCAUGCUGCUCAGUGCAUCUUGGUCAAUGACAGCUUGAUCACGUUCAACAACAAAAAAUACAAAAAUGAGAUGCCCCAUUCUUGCUACCAGGUCUUGGCUCAAGAUUGCACAUCAGAACUCAAAUUCAUGGUUCUGCUGAAGCGAGACCAAACUGCAGAACAGAACGAGAUUAAUGUCAAGAUUGAAAACAUGGACAUUGACAUUUAUUUAAGGGACAAUGCUACUGUGGUGAAAGUCAACAGCGUGGAAAUCCUUUCUGCCAACAUGCCCUAUCAGCAUUCAACAGGCAAUAUACAGAUCAGAGAGAAGGCUGAGGGUGUUUCUCUGCAUGCACCUAACCAUGGUCUUCAGGAGGUCUUCUUCAACCAUACUACAGUGAAGGUUCAAGUUGCCGACUGGAUGAGAGGAAAGACUUGUGGACUAUGUGGAAAGGCCGACGGUGAAGUCAAGGAAGAGUAUCGCACACCCAACGAGCGAGUGUCUAAGAAUGCAACCACCUUUGCUCAUUCCUGGGUUCUGUCGGGACAGAGCUGCCGCCAUACCUCUGAGUGCUACAUGAAACUUGAGUCUGUGAAGCUGGAGAAGCAGGUCAACCACUUAGGGGAAGAUUCUAAAUGCUACUCUGUUGAGCCUGUGCUUCGCUGUCUUCCCGGCUGUAUGCCUACAAGAAAAACCACUGUCAAUGUCGGAUACCAUUGUCUACCCAUUGGUACAAAUCUAAAUCGUAAUGACGGCCUCAACAGCAUCUUUGAGAAGAGCAUUGAUUUGAGGGAGACCGCAGAGGCUCAUCUUGCUUGUCGCUGCACAGCUCAGUGUGCAUAAUUUUAUAACUUUGCAUCAUGUUAUACUCUGUUUUUUAACCAAGGUUGUAAACUUAAAUAAAAUAUAAAGGCAUGUGAAUUAUAUGUUGCGUUACAUGUCAUUAAAGCAAGUGCAAAAG